Messenger RNA from Anopheles merus, 1533 nucleotides. RefSeq names its product hornerin-like. The coding region runs from base 388 to 1437 and encodes 349 amino acids. The record is from RefSeq and is a predicted model, not a curated record. NCBI's taxonomy places the organism in Eukaryota, Metazoa, Arthropoda, Insecta, Diptera, Culicidae. The transcript has a single exon.
UUCUCCCGGCUGAUAGACGACCGAGAAGCGAUCGUACAACAAGUCCAAACCCCGGUGCGUGCUGGUGCGUGUUUCGGAGGGUUUUUCCCUUCUAUUAGGCAGAAAUGGACGGCCGGGAUUUCCAUUCCCUUGCCAGUCGGGGCGAAAGUAAGCUGCGGCGGAACUGCAGUGCCCGCCUGGUGGAAGUUCCACCGCUAUCAGCUGUUUUGAUGCAGUGUCGGAGAUUGCCGUGGCUGUUAUAUAAAAAUAGAACCUAUUGCAGGGAGGGUAGUCAGUCAAGCUACUAACAUCGUUCCAGCAAGUAGUUCGGUUUUUGCGGUAGCCAACGAAAGCGCACAGCCUUGGAAGCAUUUCUCCAGCGUACUUCCGAUAGUCCAGUUCGUUACAAUGAUGCAGCAGCGGCUCGCAUUACUUCUCACCGUCGGUGCACUGGUCGUCAGCGGUUACCCCACCGAUCUUGGCCAUCAUGGUGUUGGCAGUAGUAGCGGUAGUGCCGCCAGCAGCAACUCACAGUCGGCUUCCGGUUUUGGCGGCUUCCCAGCACUGCCCGGCUUCCCUGGGGCGUUCGGGCCAGGCCAAGUGUCUCAACCGCUUGUAGCUGGUCCGGUCGGCCACGGUGCCGGUGGAUGGAGCCCGGACGUGUUCGGUAAAGGGUUCCCCUCAUUCCCCACUCACGGUGGCGGUGCGUCCUCCAGCAGCAGCUCGUCCUUCUCGAGCUCGUUCUCUUCGAGCCACGACGGUAAGAUGACCGGUUCCCAGUCGCAGGCACAGUCCGGAAGCCACGGUUCGGGCCACGGUUCGAGUUCGGGUGCCUCGGCCGGCUCGCAGUCGUUCAGCAAGGGCGGUGGUCACGGGCACGGCCAUGGCAGUGAAAGUGGCAGCGCGGCCGGUGCGCAAUCGAUCUCGCACGAUCACCACGGGCACCAGGGUUCGUCGGCCGGCGCACAGUCGCAGUCCCACAGCCAGAACGUGCACGGGCAUGAUCACGGAAAGGAUCUGCACAGUGGCGCCGGCGCACAGUCGCACUCGGCUGGCCAUCACGGCGAACUGCAGGGACAUCUGCAAACGGGAAGCUCGGCCGGAGCACAGUCACAGUCGGCUGCGGCUGAGCAGCAGCACGGCCAUCUCCAGACGGGAAGUUCGGCUGGCGCACAGUCCGUCUCACAGGAUGUACAGCAUGGCCAUGGCGGUCACGGCCAUGGGCAGAGUGGUUCGUCCAGCUCGGCCGGCGCCCAGUCACAGUCUAGCCAUGUGAAGGAGCACGGACACCAGCACGGACCGGGCGGCCAUGUUUCGGGUUCGGGACAUCAUGGGCAGCAGUAUCACCAUGGAGGAAGCCAAGGAGGUGAGGGAUACGGAGUGCGCAUCAGUGCGGACGAGUCGAAGGACGGUACGGUGAAGAAAACGGAAAGUGAAGCGUGGGUAUGGAAGGACUAAGAGACUAAGAAGGUGUGUCCAACGAGCAUUGCGUAUUUAUGACCAUUAGCUUGGCUAAUGAAUGUAUAAUAAUAAACGAAACAAACCUCAACCAUA